UUGACAGUUUAAAAACUACAUCUUCACAGUAAUCAUCAGUAGAAAAACAAUGAUAUCGAAAUAUAGUAUUGCGAACUAUCUGCGAUCGUCAAAUAACAUACACAAUUAUACGCAUUAAAAUUGUAUACAUAACGUCAUAUAUUAUUGAUAUUAUUAUAACGUUAUAGAUUUAAAAUCAAGAUGUAUAAUAUAAUGUGCAAACUUAUAAUUUUAAUAGUGAUUUGGGUCCUAGCCGGUUUAUGCAUACAACCAUCGUCAAGUGCAAGGAUAUUGGCCGUGGAGACAGUUGGAGGUAAAAGUCACUGGAAUUUUAUGAAUGGUAUACUACAGGCGUUGGUAAACAACAGACACAACGUCACUGUCUUCACACCGUUUACCAACGGCAACCGUGAAAACUAUACCGAAGUAGAUACAACUUUAGGAGGGGCUAUGCAAUUUAUGGACAUGGAUUUAAAACAAAUGAUGAUUAAUAUGGUUACAAAGAUAGGUGAUUUCGUGGCGAUGAGUAGAAUGCAAUGUGAUCAAGUGUAUAAAAAUAGUAAAAUGAAAGAAAUAUUGAGUAGCGAGCGCACAGAUUUUGACCUGCUCAUUAUUGAAUUCUUUGCGUCAGAUUGCGUGUCAUACAUUGCAUCUAAGCUCAACUUGCCUUUAAUUUACGUCACGCCAUUGCCGGCCAACGCACUUAUGGAUCGCACAAUCACUGGUCACGUCUCAAACCCAUCAACAGUUACAGAAAUGUUUUCUUUUCAUUCUGUUUCUAAAACUUUUAUCCAGAGAUUAACACAUAUUUUUUUACUAAUUCGUUUCAAAAUUAUAAAAGAGUACAAAGAACUAAUUCUGAAAUACACCGACCCUAAACAAUAUGACUUAAUCGAACCUAUCUCACCUUCUUUGAUAUUCGUAAAUAGACAUUUCAUAACUGACGCGUCAAGUCCUAUACCGACAAACGUUAUUAACGUGGGUGGAAUUCAUUUGAAGACACCUCAGAAUUUACCGGAAGAUAUUUUAGAAUUUAUUGAACAGUCACCACGUGGAGUUAUUUAUUUUACUUUAGGUUCAACCAUAAGAAUGUCUUCGAUACCGAAACAUAUAAAAAAAGUGUUAAUGGAAGCAUUCGCAGAAAUUCCUCAAAGAGUGUUGUGGAAAUAUGAAAGUAAACUAGAAAAAAAUCCGGAAAACACGAUGAUUAAAAAAUGGCUACCACAGCGCGAUAUACUUUUGCAUCCAAAUGUGAAACUUUUCAUCAGUCACGGAGGUAUAUCUGGGGUAUACGAAACCGUGGACGCUGGAGUCCCAGUUCUUGGACUUCCCUUGUUCGGUGAUCAACAUAGAAAUGUAGAUAAUUUAGUCAAUGUAGGAAUGGCUAUUUCUAUGGACCUCAUGUCUAUAACAAGGGAUAAUUUCUUAGCAAAUAUUUUAGAACUCCUCAAUAAUGAAAAAUACACAAAUAAUGCUGAAACCGCCUCAAAAAUAUUCAAAGAUCGACCGAUGUCGCAAGCAGAAUCUGUUGUUUACUGGACUGAAUAUGUUCUCCGACACAAAGGUGCACAACAUAUGAAAUCGCAUGCAUUUAAUCUAAGAUGGUAUCAAUAUUAUUUAUUAGAUGUCUUAACUUUAGUAUUCGUUUUUAUUUCCGUUGUAAUUUUUGUCAGCACAAAAAUAAUUAAAUUGAUUCAUAUAAUUUAUAGUUUAAUUUUUUCUUAACAUUUUAAAUCAAAUCAUAAAUAAUGAUACAAAUAAAAAUAUAUAUUUUUGCGAGUUUAUUAAA
Messenger RNA from Rhopalosiphum padi (bird cherry-oat aphid), 1768 nucleotides. RefSeq names its product UDP-glucosyltransferase 2-like. The record is from RefSeq and is a predicted model, not a curated record. The transcript is spliced from 4 exons. Bases 181 to 1704 code for a protein of 507 amino acids. Gene Ontology annotation, molecular function: UDP-glycosyltransferase activity. Lineage: Eukaryota; Metazoa; Arthropoda; Insecta; Hemiptera; Aphididae.